AUGACAUCGAAUGGAACCGAAUUCGUUGGUUGGACACCAUCGCCGGACGGAAGAGGCACCUACGAUAUCAUAGUGACAUGCCUCGUCACAACAUUUUUAUGCUGUUGGACCUCGGUUUAUCCCAACAUCCCUGCGCCUGGAGAUGGCUUUUGGAGUUCAAUUAGGGAUAAACUGGGUCUUGCAUGUAUGGGAUUGCUAGGACCUGAGUUUAUUAUAGUGUUGGCUAUUGGGCAAAAGUCUUCGGCUCGGAGAUCUGUCGUUAAGUUCAAACAGGCAGGAUAUACACAAUGGACCAUUACGCAUGGUUUCUUCGCCGACAUGGGUGGAUUUGUACUUGACGCCUCGGAUCUCCGUCAACCGAUCCCCCUCAAUGCUGAACAACUAUUUUACCUAGUUAACAACUCGUAUGUCGAUUAUCCUAGCACCAGUGAUCGAGAGCUCAAGGACAGGAACAAGUCAGAUGGGUUAGCAAGACUCAUAACCCUUUGGCAAGGAACUUGGUUCAUUAUAACAUUUAUUGCACGGCUAAUUCAGGGACUUCAUGUGACGACCAUGGAACUCACAGCGGUUUCGUUUGUAAUCAUUCUUUUUGGAACAGCAUGGUGCUGGAAAGACAAGCCAUCUGAUGUAGGGACCACGAUUACUGUCCCCUGCCUUACCACGAUGGAAGACAUCUUGAGACGUGAAGGACGUCAGCCAGAUCAGCCAUACUAUCAGACCCCCCUAGACUUUAUCAGCAGAGACGAAACAGCCUUGAACCUUGCUUGGCAAUAUUACAACGAACUCUCCCGAAAAAUCCUCUUCUCUCCCUUCUCGCGGCGCGUGAAGGAAGUCCCAUGGGACAGAAACCCCGGCGACAUCUUCCUCCGAAUGGACUUUGAUCUGGAACUAGUCGGCGUCGCAUUCAUCUUUGUCUUCAGCGCCGUCUUCCUAGGGGCCUGGAACUUCUCGUUUCCCAGCACUGUAGAGCGAGACUUUUGGCGCGUAGCUAGUGUUUACAUGCUAGCUUACGGCAUGUUUGGUGCGCUCUGGAUGGAGCUUUGCAUGUGGAUCUUCAUACCGCAGUAUCGCCUCGCUGAGGGUCUUGAGCUGAGCCUUGUUGAGCAAGCUCUUGAUCAACGACCGCAUCCUGUGAGGAACUGGCACCAUAGGUUCCAGAACUGGAGGAGAAGUCGGUUUAGUAAGAUUAGAGGUACUGGAGAUUCUGAUGGAGAAGGACUAACAUCGCAACGACCGAAGAAGGGCAUUUUUGCUUUCUUGAGCAGGACAUACAACAUUUCACAGGGCAAAGAUCCUCACUUGGGCGUCCAGGUCGGAUUCCUAAUCGUCACGUCUUUCCUGUGUGCCUCUUACUGUGUGUUUCGGCUGUUUAUCUUUGUCGAAGAUUUCAUUGGGUUGAGAGCGCUUCCGCAAAGUGCGUACCAGACGGUGGAAUGGGCAGAGUUCAUCCCUCAUAUCUAG
Fusarium fujikuroi IMI 58289 is the source of this 1461-nucleotide messenger RNA. RefSeq lists its product as uncharacterized. Lineage: Eukaryota; Fungi; Ascomycota; Sordariomycetes; Hypocreales; Nectriaceae. The transcript is spliced from 4 exons. The record is from RefSeq and is a predicted model, not a curated record. The coding region runs from base 1 to 1461 and encodes 486 amino acids.